AUGUUCAGCGACACCUCUAGCUCAAGUGAUGCAGAAAUCUCGUCAGAGGACUUAAUGAGCGAUGAAGAAAUUAGAAGGGUUGAAAAGCUUAGAGAGGAGAAACAAAACUGGAAAGGGCGUCGAUUGAAAUAUGAAUGCGGCAAUAUAGGUGGCGAUAGAAUAGGAAAAAAGAAAAUAAGUCAAGAGACUAUCACAAAGAUUAUUGACCAAAUCAAACAAUUUCCGACUUAUAUAUCACACUACUCCCGAGGCCAAACAGAGGCAACAUUUUUAUCCUACGACCUUACUGAAGCAAAAAUGGAUGAGAUGUAUUUGGAAGAUGAGAGCAAUCCAAAAGUUAGUUUUACCUUCUACCAAAAAAUAUUUUACACAAAUUUUAAUUUGAGACGUAAACCACCAAUAAAGGACACUUGUAAUAAAUGCGACGCUUCUUCCACAAAGAUAAACAAUGUUUUUAAAGAGCAACUUCAAGCUUUACAUGAAGAACACUUGGCGAACGCAAAAUUGGCAAAAAUUUCUAUGCAAAAUGACAUGAAAGAUGCGAGUACAAAUCCUUUACAGGAAACACUGUGUUAUGAUAUGGAAAAAGUUUUAAGUUUACCUAAACUUCCAACCAAUAUCGUUUAUUAUAAGCGUCAAUUAGGCAUUUACAAUGAAAGUAUCCAUGCAGGCUCUACAAACAAGCCUUAUGCGUUUAUUUGGAAGGAAGGUGUGGCUGGCAGGGGAGCCCAAGAAGUUGGGUCCUGUCUAAAAAAGUUUAUUGAUCUUCAUCUUAAAGAAGGAGUACAAUACCUAAUUCUCUGGUCAAUCAUUAAAAGGAGCAAGAAGCACAAUCCUAUUGAAGUGAUUGAUAUGAAAUCUGAAGAUUUUUUUUCGAUUCAGGAUAUAGAAAAACAUAUUUCAAAUAGAAAAAUAAGUGUUGAUAAAACUACAGUAUCCUGGUUAAAAACAAAGAUAAUAGAAAUACAAAAAGAUAAACCCUUCUCAAUUUUUUUAAAAGAAAGCCAGGCUUCUGAGAGUCGAUAUCAAGAAGUUGACAUUUCCAAAGUUUCUCGCGGAAGAAAAAUCGUAAAAGAUUUCUCUCCAUUGACACCGCUUUACCCAGACGGUAAAGAAAUUUCCAACAAAAAGGCGGAAGAUAUUAACCUGAAAGACGUAAGGAAGAAAUGCCAAAAACCGGACUACAAGUUGCUGCGAUCCACCAAUAUAGUACCAUAUAUUAUACGAUGGCUUUCCUACAACGAUUUUGAAAUAGCUUUGUUUACAACCAACUUAUUAUUGGAAUUGACAAACUAUGCAAUACACGAAGUAUCUGAGGAAUCCAUUAAAGAAGUAUUGGAGCAUUCGUUAAUUGAGUUUCUGGUGAAUAUUUUAAAGAACAUGGAUGAAGACUUGCUACGUGAGAGCGAUAUUUUUAUGAAUAUUCUUUUUAUAAUUAAAUGCUGCACGGGAAAGCACGAGCUGGACGUUUUGGAAGAAGCAAGGGACAAGGACAAUUUGUACACCGAUGAACCUCCGCCAUCUUCUUGA
Messenger RNA from Brassicogethes aeneus, 1530 nucleotides. The record is from the annotation of a GenBank genome assembly. NCBI's taxonomy places the organism in Eukaryota, Metazoa, Arthropoda, Insecta, Coleoptera, Nitidulidae.